This is a messenger RNA of Eublepharis macularius, 1199 nucleotides long. Its product is annotated as transmembrane protein 238-like. Bases 36 to 467 code for a protein of 143 amino acids. Lineage: Eukaryota; Metazoa; Chordata; Lepidosauria; Squamata; Eublepharidae. The transcript has 3 exons. The record is from RefSeq and is a predicted model, not a curated record.
CCAGGCGCUGCCUUCGCGCCGCUGGCGGGGUCGUGAUGCCAGCCGCCGCCUGCCCGGGCCCCGCGGACCCCAAGGGCGGGCGGCUGGGCCGGUGCGCGGCCUCCUUCUGGCUGGCGCUGGCCUUCGACGCGGUGGGCUUGUCGGCCCUGCUGAGCGGCGUCUUCGCCGACGUGGCCUUCGCCGACCUGCUCAUCUACGGCGGCGGCAUCGGCGUCUUCCUCAGCCUGGCCUGGUGGGUCUUCUGGUACGUGGGCAACCUGGAGGUGCCGCCGGCCGAGCUGCAGGACGACGUGGGCCUCCGCCCGCCGCCGGCCCGGCCCGACGGGGGCCGCGGGGCAGUCAGCGUCCGCGUCCGCGCCUUCAGCCGCCGCCUCUCCGCUGCCCUCUGCCGCCCUCAGGGCAGCGCCGCCGGGGGCCGAGUCGUCUGCUCGGCCGCCGCCCUCGAGCUGGAGCUGCAGCCGGUCUGAGGAGGGAAGGAGCCGGCGAGGAAGGCGGGCAGGUGGGCGGCAGGCAGGCGGCGCUCUUGCCUCCUCAGGCCGCCAGGUUUGCUGGUGACACAAAGCAGUGGAGCCAAAGAUUGUGGUGCCAUCUGGGUCCAUGGCCACGCUGAAGGAUUGGAUGGAUUUGUUGAAGGCUGUUACUGCCGUUUAUGGUGGAAAUCAAAAGGGAAUAUCAUCCUGGUCAUUGGGAGAGAAAAAAAAUUUCACUGAAGAAUGUCGUGCCUCCCUGGAACCGCACUGCAUGAUUAAGCUACAUCUCUGCCAAAUACAUGCUUCAGUUUUAUACUGUACAGCCUGCAUCUCAAGUGAUAUAAAAGAUUUGCAGUCAUUCAAAUUAAAAUAACUUCUGGGCGGGGAUUUUUACAGUUUCUAAAAUAAAAACACUGGUUUGGAAAGAAUCUUAGCACUUCUGCCCUGAUAAUUAGGGGCAUUGAUCCUGCACACAGUUAUGUAUGCAAAUAAUUAAAACAUGUAGAAGUAUUUAUAGAAUGAAGAUCUUGGACAACCACCAUUCAUCAUCCUGUAAGCAAAGCAUGGAUGCCUUUGAACAUUGUACCACCCACUCAUGGCAUUUGUGUAGAUGUUCUUAUAUCCCUCUGUGGUGGGGAUUUAGAAAUUACUGCUGCAGAAGUUUAAUUUCAUGAUUUUUGCCUUUUUGUAUUAUAAAUAUACUUAAUUAAAUAUCCAAUCUUUUAAAAA